Molecule: messenger RNA, 2052 nt
Organism: Aspergillus nidulans FGSC A4
Lineage: Eukaryota; Fungi; Ascomycota; Eurotiomycetes; Eurotiales; Aspergillaceae
Exons: 2
Coding region: 1-2052 (683 amino acids)
Biological process (GO): regulation of DNA-templated transcription; DNA-templated transcription
Molecular function (GO): zinc ion binding; DNA binding; DNA-binding transcription factor activity, RNA polymerase II-specific
Source: RefSeq, a predicted model, not a curated record
AUGGAAGAACGGAUCCGCAAACGCAUCCCCAAGUCCUGCCGCCGCUGCCACCGCCGCAAACAGCGCUGUGUGGGCGCGCCGGUCUGCGCGAACUGUGAGCUGGCGGGCCAGCCUUGUGUUCGAUCUGACAGUGUGCCCUCGUGGCACCAUGGGAUGUCGAAGGGCGCGCUGGCACAGAGAAUAGAGACUCUGGAGGCGCAGCUUGCUGCUCUGACAGAGAGGCAGACAAGGAGUGCUAGCGUCUCGAGAUCUGAGGAGCAUCGUCAGUAUCCAGAUGAUACCAGAUCUUCAGGCGAAGGGCUGAGGCCCAGCACAGGUUCAGGUUCAGGCUCCGGCUCGAACGCAAGCAUAAGCACAAUCACAGACUCACCCGAAACCCAGGGUGCAGUCAUGCAUUUCUUCAUCCAGGGACCGGGUCGGUACGAAGAUAAAGUCGAGGGGAACUAUCUAGGCCCAUCAUCUGGCCUUGCAAUCGCCGAGAAUAUCAGUCGUAUAGUCCAGGACGCCGUGUGGAAGUCCAUCCCCGUGAAUGAGACGCACGAGUUUCAGGCGCCCUGUGAGAAUGAGACCACCGGCCCAGCCUCAGCACCGGACGACGCAAUGGGAGCGCGUAUCCUUGAGGCGUAUUUCAAGAGUAUGCAGAUGCGUUUACCAUUCCUGUGCCGAGCCGAGAUUUACGAGUUGCACGCUAGACGCUAUGAGCCAGUUGGCCCGAGUACAGCAGAGCAAUUUGCCCGAUUCAAGAUCUUUAUGGUCUACGCGAUUGGCGCGGCCAUACUCAGGAUGACAGAGAUGUAUGACUCGACGCCACCUAGGAAUUACUUUGUUACGGCCAUGCAGUAUCAGCCUGCUAUCCAGGGAUCGCUCUCCAUCUCGAGCAUCGAAGCUCUAAUGCUCCUCGCCAUGUACAAUCUGCAGUCAUCCGCUAGCUCGAGCGUGUGGUACAUGAUGGGUCUGGCGACACGAAUAUGCGUCGAUUUCGGACUGCACAGGGAGGUCCAGUAUCGGCGGCUCAGUCCGUACGAGGCACAGCGACGCCGGAGGCUCUUCUGGAGUGUAUACCUGAAUGAGCGCUCCGUCGCGUGGUCGUUAGGUCGACCGUUCAGCAUUGGCGAUGAGGAGAUCGACGCAGAGCCCCCGGCUGAUAUUGACGAUUCGCUACCAGAAAGUGCAGACGAAGAUUCAUUCCGAACACCCAGAGACCGGGGCGAGCUGUGGACGGGCCCGAAUAUCCGGUGUUUCAUUGCGUGCAUCAAGCUAUCCCGGAUAUCAUCGAAAAUUAGGUCGACGGUAUACCGGUUGGAUAGAGACCUACCGUCUCUUUUACAUAAGGUGUAUCCUUUGUUGGCGAGGUUAGACGAAUACCAAAAGUCCUUGCCAUAUCUAUCUGCAUACGAGAACGACUUCAUCCAAAUGCACUGGAACAAUGCGACGCGGACUCUUCUGCAUCCAUUUCUGAGUAUCCUGCCGCCAGACGACGAAUUGGCCCGGCGCUGCUUGUACUCGUCCGGGCAAAUGUGCCAGUAUUUCAAGAGACUACGGCAGAGAGACUCAACCUGGUACUCGUUUUUGCUCAUCAACACGCUAUUCAUGGCGGGAUUGACUAUCUGUCUGUGCCUCUUCCGCUCCCCCCGGUUAUGGACGAUCAGUGUCUCCAAUGACCUGCGCGCCUGCUCAUCCGCACUCUUCGUGAUGGCCGAACGACACCCCAGCGUCCGGAAAUAUCGCGAUGCCCUGGAAACAGCCAUUAACCGUGUCAUGGACUACGUGAGUGAUGCACAGAUACAGAGCCAGACACAUACCACGGGCAGCAUGUCGUAUACUCUUGAUCGUGCGCUUACGGACCCUCCAACACCAGGGUUCUAUAUCCCCUCUCCGCAGGCAAGUAGGGCUAGUGCGCCUGGAUUGGGCGUUGAAGAAACCUCAGAGACGAUACCAAUCCCUCUAUCAGACGGACGGGCAACUACGUUCUCAGGGUUAUUUACAGAGGAUUUUUGGGCGGGCGAUGCGUUUAGUUUGCAUAUGGGGGAGACCUUCGGAUUGCGAACAUAG